AUGCUUUUCUUGGCUGAUGUGCUGCGUUGUCUUUUCGGUUUUUCCAAUUUCUUGGUCCACGUGAUUGAUGAACGUAACGGAUGGCGAUUAAAGGUUCCUGGGGACAAGAGUUAUUCAGCCCCUGAGUUUGAACCCCAUUUCUAUCGCGAAGGAGCUCCGGUAUCGACAUCAGUCUUUGGAGGGCAUAAUAUUGUAGUGAGAGCCUGUCUAUCUAUCUAUCUAUCUAUCUAUCUAUCUAUUUACAAAAGACUAAAUAUUCUAUCUAUCUAUCUAUCUAUCUAUCUAUCUAUCUAUCUAUCAGGAUUAACCUAUAUUAAAAUUUUGUGGGAUGGACAAUCAUUCCAUGCUGUUACACAUUUGGACAAUUUGGCUGUUACACCGAUUAUAUCUAUCUAUCUAUCUAUCUAUCUAUCUAUCUAUCUAUCUAUCUAUCUAUCUAUCUAUCUAUUUAAUUAUGCUAUAUCUGAGUCUGUUCUGAAUAUCUAUCUAUCUAUCUAUCUAUCUAUCUAUCUAUCUAUCUAUCUAAGUCUAUUCAUCAUAUCUACCGAUUUAUUUAAUUUGGUAUAUCUGAGUCUGUUCUGA
This is a messenger RNA of Acanthosepion pharaonis, 582 nucleotides long. NCBI's taxonomy places the organism in Eukaryota, Metazoa, Mollusca, Cephalopoda, Sepiida, Sepiidae. The record is from the annotation of a GenBank genome assembly.